AUGGCUGAAACUGAGAAAGAACUAAAGGACCUAUCGAUGAAGGUAAAAGAGAGUGCAAAAGCUGGGGGAAUAGAUGGUGAAGAAGUGGAGGCAGUGACAGAUUUUAUUUUCCUGGGAUCCAAGAUCUCUUCAGAUGGUGACUAUAGUCAUGAAAUUAAAAGACGUUUGCGUCUGGGGAGGAAAGCUAUGGCAAGCUUGGACAAGCUGGUAAAAACUAAAGAUAUCACACUAUCAACAAAGAUCUGCAUAGUCAGAACUAUGGUAUUCCCAGUAGUAACAUACGGAUGUGAGAGCUGGACCAUAAAGAAGGCUGAGCGUCGUCAUUAUCAAUAUGAGAUAUGGCGCCGGUGUGACGAAACCGUAAGUGACGAUUUCCGCAAAUGGCAAAAAAGGAAAUGACGAAUCGGAACGAGCCGCAAUGCGUCACCAUGUUGAGAAGGACAAGAACAAUAUAUACAGACCAGAAGAUGCAAGCGGACAUAUUGGAGGAGGCAAAAAUACAAGAAAAAAAACGGAUGUAUUCCAUAUAUGGAAAAGAGGGAGGGAUUAUUGUUAAUACACCUGUAUUCGUUUUUUAAUUGUUUUCUAUAUAUAAAUGAUGAUUGAUGCAGUUGUAACUACACAUGCACCUGAGGAAGACCCAUUGCAUUGGGUCAAAACGCGUUGUGCUUUUUAUUGCUUUUUAUUUUGUAUAAAUAAAAGUAUUUAAUAUAUAUUCAUCUGGCUACCCGGUUCCUGAUCCAUUCUACAGAGGACUGCAAACACCUUAUGAGGAGACCGAGCACAGACAUAUCCACAUCUGAUGUAUUCCACCUUCAUAGUUUAGAGCAAACUUAGAAAUGCUCUAAAGAUUGUGAGUUUUCCUAAGUCUAUCAUUUUUUUACAUUUGGUGUCUUAAUGUACUACCCUAUGUUGGUUUUCUGUAUUUACAGAGCCUAGGGAUUACCUACAUAACCCUGGAGUUAAAUCAAAAUUGCGCAAUCACCUUUUCUCUCGUUUUGCUAUUUACACCCCUUGCAAACAUAUUUACUUAUCGAUAUAUAUGCGCACACUCAGCAUACACAAAAAUGAACAUACACACAGACACACACUCAAACAUAUACACACUUGUACAUACAUACACUCACACACCCACAUAUACAUUUUCACACAGAAAAUCAAACUUUCACUAAGUGAUGAUGCAUUCUCUCUCUCUACCACUGUUGCUCACUGCUGUCAUAAGGUUAAAAGGGAUAACAAUCUAAACUUCUGCCCAUGUUCUCUAGAAAUGGGACAGAAGAAGAUCUGUGCGCCAGGCUGCAAAACAUUCCCCCUCUCCAAGCAUAUCGAAAUAUAAAGAGGCAGCGAGUACCGGGUUAUAAUCUCACAUCCCAACACCCACUACCUGUCUAAAUUUACCGAAUGUAACAUUCUGUAUUGUAACAUUCUGCUGCAAAGGCUCAGUCUUUGCGUGGGAUCCAUAUCUAGUCCCAGUACUCCAUUAGAACACCCCGUGAGUGGAAACGUUUGUUGCCACUUACAUUUUAACCCUUUGAACCCUGGACGAUUGAGGAAUGAAAGUAAGAGAUGAUCAAUGAAGCAAAAUAUCAAAACAGUUAUGUUUAAACUGCACAGAGUAAAAAAGAAGCUAUAAUUCACAAAUAAUUCCCUACUGAUUUUAAUUUCCAACUAACUGGAAGCCUAAAACCACAAACACUUAUCAAUAACAGACAGACAUUGUUAGAGCUGUAUCAUUCUGCAACUGCUCAAACUUUCACAACUAAUGUUAUAUUCCAGUUUUUACAGCAAAAGUGUUCUUUGUUAGAUAAAAAAAAAAAUUAAAAGCUUGAGGUGAAGGAUAAAAAAGGAAAGAUAAAAAAGGAACGUGUUAAAACUGACAGCAGAUCACCUUGCACAAUAUGAAAGACAAGACAAGGAACUGACAGAAAGACAUGUCCAGAUGAACUCUCACCAUGGAUCCUGAUCAUUAGAUCUUAGUUUUUGGCAUCGCUGCGGCCAAAAGCUAAAAAGAACACAUACUACGCUCCCAGCAACACAGCAUUAAAGGAACACAGCUUGGUUUAUCAUUUUUAAAUUAGCAGGUAUGGUUCAAGUUUCUUAUCAAUCUAACAAGCUCUAGACUUUAGAAGGCCCACACUAACACCCAUAGUGAAAAAUAAAUAGGGGUUGCAUUGUGUGUGUGUAUAAGGCGCUCUAGUUAAAUUGAACGGUGGGCUUGCAGCGCUAGAUACAGAGCUGGUCUUUGUAUUCAUCAUUCAGAGGCUUGCAGUGUUGCGGCUCCCUGUGCCACCGCAUACAGUUUCCGACUGUAGUUACGGCAUCAUUUACAAACUAAAUAUAUUUGCAAUACACAAAUUAAUUUGCUAAUUGUUUAUAUACGAGUGUGGUGUAUGGUUGUGUAGCCUGUAUACAUAAUUGCAGGCGUGAAGGUGUAAUUGAAAACGAAAAUGAACGUUUGUCAAAUAAGCUUUUAUAAAAUCAUUAACCAAAUAAUAAAGUUACAGAUAAGAAAACAUUAAUAUUUGAAUCAUAUUUUCUAUUUAAAUAUUUUCAUGAAUGGUUGCAGGUGAGUGAGACAGCGUGAGAGAGGGAGAGUAUGACAGGAUUGGGGGGGGGUUAAUGAGAUAGGGUAAGUGUGGCAAAGCGAGGGAAUGUGAGUGUGUUAUGGUUGGAGGUAAUGAGACUGACAGGAGGGGUAAAGUAAGUGUGGCUGGCAGAAGGAGGUGACAGUGUGUGUGGGAGAGUAACAGUGUGUAGGAAGGGUGACAGUGUGUGGGGGGAGUGAAACUGUGUGCGUGGUGACAGUGUGGUGGGAUGGUGACAGUGUGGUGGGAUGGUGACAGUGUGAGGGGAUGACAGUGUGAGUGUGGAACUUUUCAUGAAAUCACCCCCUCUCCAUGGUUUCUUCACUCUUUGGAUACCAAUAAAAUUGAGACAUUUUGGGUCACCAUUGUGAUAUUGUGCAAAAUGGGCAGAUAUGCAAUGAUUAGGGAAUUUAUUUUUAAUAUUUCUAAUGUGCUCUCCUAUUCUGGUUUUUAAAUUUCUCGUGGUUCUGCCACAUAUUGCAGGCCACAGUCACAUGUCAGAAGAUAAAUUACAUUGUUAACAUUACCAGAAAUAAAAGAAUCAAUAUCAUAUUUCUUAUUAGUGACAUUUGACAUAAAAUAAUGUGUUUUGUUAUUUUUGACAGUAGUCUCUUUGCAGGCCUGACAGUGUCCAGUGCUGUCUUUGCCCUCACUGAUUAAUAGGAUUUUACCUGAUCCAAAAUGGCUGCCAUUAUGUAGGUAAAUAUGUCAGAGAGGAGGACUUCCGGUUUCUGCAGGCUUUUAAAGAUGGCGCAAAAAAGAACCAAAGGCAAACCAGCCUGUAGUCGAAAGAUACCGGUAACGAGCAUAAUGCAAGGUCGUAAAUUACGUGUUCUAAAGGGAGUGACACGUCAGAAAUGUUCGGCGCAGCAUACUGUUUUUAUAUGUAAGGAUUUUAUAUAUUUUUUCUGAAAUAAAUAUACAGAUUUUAUCUCCUGCUAUUUAUCUCCAUUAUAUAAAAUAACAUUGGGAAGAAAUACAUCCACGGAUAUUCCAAGAUCUCUACAACCUACUCAUGCCCUAUACUUGAGCCAGUCCUGUACAGGCUCAUAAAAAUGUGAGUAGGAUUAAAGACUAUUAUAGUAACUGUAUAGUUUUAAGUAUUGUACAGAUAAUAUUUCCCUAUGGGAGCUUUUCUUUGAUAGAAAUACCAUCUGGACUCAGUAUAUAACAUUUUUAUCUUGUAAAGAAGUGUUAUCACACAUACACAGGUUUUUUUAGUGCGCUUUCCACAUUUUUGCAUACAAAUUUAAAUUGUUCUGAUUUCUAUAUAUUUAAUUUAUUUUUCAGACCUCGAAAGGAAAUAUUUGAUAAUUAUAGAGAAUAAGCAGACAUAAUGUAAAAGUAUUGAGCAGUGGCAAUUUCCCUUUAAAAAAAACCCAAAAAACUUUUAAUAUUCUUUAGGGAGAGUUUAAUCUGAUAAUUGACUUAUCGAGGUCUGUUAGGAAUUUCUACACAUUUCACACACGUAUGAGCAGUGUGGUGUUUUGUUAAAAGUUCACUGACCACAUUAAAUGCAUUUAGAAGAAGAAGAAGAUAUGGAAGAUGAGUAUCUCUACUGGGAAUUAACACUGAAUAAAUCUUCGCUGUGGAAGAGGAGUCAAAAGGAUUUUCUCAUAUCCGGCUGCUCCAUUAAAUGAUUGACCAUUAACAGAUUCCGAAGGUCCUGCGUUAUUCAUAUCUAGAGAAAAUCAGAAUCUGCAGUAAAUAGCCUUACACAACACAUACGGAAUGUAGUGUGUAGAGCGAUACAAAUAUAAUUUCCUUCCCUCGCUUUAAAAAUUCCAUAUUGAAGAUACAACAGAAACUAUCUUUUGUUUAGUUGGGUCAGUAUUUACCGAGCAUUUUCAGCACUGAAUCUCCAAAUGUUGUCUAAGAGUUCCAGGUUGUUCUUUGUAUUCUCUGAAUAUCUGAAUUCUCUCCGUGAAAAUCUGGGACACAUUUACAUGCCAAACCCGCCAGGUGAAUAUUAAAUAGAAACAGUAAGGUAAAAAAACUUUGAGCCUCAAAAACGUAAAGAUCGUCCUAAAGAUGUCUACUUGGGAGCUAUCUGUCAAACUUGAAAAAAAUGGGAACCGGGGCAGCAAACUCCAAAAUGUCACAAGCAUAAGACUCUGAGCAUAAAUGAAAAACCAUAAAGGUAAUGGGAACACAAAGUUCCCACUUACACGGGUGGAAGACAGGUCGUCAGGCGUAGGAACUCCAAAUCCAGUAAUAAAACAACAACAAAAAAUUUAAAUAAUGCCACUACAAGCACUCAAUGUCCACAGGAGGUUUAAUCAGCAGAAAACAACAAGUAACAAACAGAAGGAAAGGUCAACCUAAACACCUAAUGCGCUUCAGACCUUCAGGUCCGAAGACAUAGGACAAAUUUACCCCAGAUGUUUACAGCUGUCCCUUAAUGAUGGUAAAAAUAUGACUUUAUGGCUUUAUAGUGGGAAAGUCUACAAUAAGUUAUGUUUUAAUUUGUGACAAUCUGUCCUCCUCCUCCUCCUUUGUUUAAAACAUGCAUUUAAAGAAGACAAUAAGGUAAUGAAUAACGAGGAGUACAUUUUUGGUUUUGUCUGCCUGUGAUUCACGUAAAUGGAUGGGUUGCUUGGAAAGGCUACUACAUUUUUAGACAGAAAGGCAAGCCUCCGUAACACCAGCCAGCAGUUAUAUUAAUCACAUUGAGCUAGUGACAACGGAAAUUGCAUCUCUGAUCUUCUAAUUUGCAAGACAAACUUCCUUGCAAAUACUUUCUAAAUGCAUAUCUACGCAAGCAAUCUUGUUCAUUUUAGUUUUUAUUUUAUAUCGGAAAAAAUAAAUAUAUAUUGGUCAACGCAAACAGUACUUCGAUAGAAGCUUCAAACUAUGAAAGGGUUUUAAUUUGAUGUUUUUUUCUUGUGUUUAAGAUGUGAAUCAUGCAGCUGUUAACACGUGUUAUUUUAAGAGUCCAGUGCUGUCAUCUUCUGAGCAUUGCGACUGGCCUUUACCUAAUAGAUUAAUAGCAUUUUCUCACUUGCACACAAUCAGCUUGUGUCAAGUUCCAGCACUAACGUAUACACAAAGCCUAAAAUAUGUCCACAGAUCUGCCGUCUGCGACACCUUUAUCACACAGUCGGUGGAGUUUAAUCAUUUCCUUCAAAGUUAGCCUUACUGUAGGAAAAAACACCCAAAAACUUUGUAAUGUUCUUUUCCGAAAAUAAGAGGAAGAUUUAAAGUAUAUCAUAAAUACGCAGUACACACCAUCCACAGCAAAUAAAUAUAAGGAAAAGCAAACCUGGACAAUCUAAGUACCGGCAACGCAAGGUCAAAAACAUGCCUUAAUGCUGCUUAUAUAUAAUAUAGUGGAAUGAUGUGAACAAAAAUAUAUGAUAGCUUAUCCAGAAAUGUCUGCAAAUCACAAUGCUCCUGUUCUAGUGUCUAUUUACAAAGAAUGUGGAACUGACGCACAGAGUGCGGAGAUUUGUCUUCAGAUUUCCCAUGUAUGGCCGAUAUUAGUAGGUUAAUAAUAAGAUGUUUAUCGGAUUCUGGUUUCUUUUUGCAAAAUUAGGUCACUUGUCAAUUCAGCAUAACCAUGUACAUGGUGACAGUUUACUAAGUUCUGAAAUGCAAUUUUAUAGAAUAUAUAUAUAAAAUAAGACGCAGCUGAGGUGGUUGAUGCAUCAUGUUUAUAUAAACUAAGUGAUUGUGUGUAUGAACGAAUAACCGAAUGUAUCAUUCAUUAGAUUAUUGCAUCUGCUGCUUGCAUUUUAAGAUCUUCAUUGAUGUUAAUUAUAAUAGUCUGGCACAGGGGUUAGAACCUUCGGCACUCCAGAUGUUGUGGACUUCAUCUCCCAUAAUGCGCUUACAGCCUUAAUGCUGGCAAAGCAUCAUGGGACAUGUAGUCAUCAACAUCGGGAGUGGCAAAGGUUUACCUACUCUAGAGCCUUAUUUGCGGAUGAUUUCAAAAAAACUACAAGCAAUUGCGCAUUUUGAAAAGUUUAAAUCUUUUAAUUUUUAUUAAUGGAUUUUCAUUCAUACUCCACUUAAUUCGGUAAUUAAAGGGACACUCUGUAUCCUUAACACACUUCAGCUUGCUAAAAUGAUUCAUGCUAGAAAUUGAUUCUUUCAUAAAUUAACAUUUUUAACCCCCUCACUCCCCUUCCACCAUCCUCACACACACAGCGGCUGUCAAGCAGAAAAUCUGUCCUGUUACUUCCUGGUGUGUUUAGUUCAGUGGAGCUAAACUCAAGAGGCAGCAAUUGCUCAGAGCACCUACCUUGCAAAGACUUCUCAUUGAGCUGCAUUGGGAAGUAUGUGAUUGGACAGCAACAGAAAGUCUGGGCUGAGAAAGAAUGGGAGCAAGUUGUAGCAACUGCUUCCAAAUACCACUCGGUUAUCUAGAAUAUAGUGAACUGCAUGAGAACAAAGUUGCAAUUAUAAAAUUAAAGUUUACUUUUUUGACCUGCAUUGUGUCUACAAAUAAGCCUACUUAUUGCUCUCUCUGCUGUUUUUUUCCACUUGCUCUCUCUCUAUUAAUCGUUCAGAUAAUGUUUCUUGCUAACUAAUCCAACGAGUCCAAGAUGUUCGCUGUCUCGUUGAGCAAAUUGAGUUACGUUAUUUGCAAGUUUCAUUAUUUGACAUGAAAUCAGGCUUGCUCAGAGACUUAAAUCUAAUAUUGAGUGAAAUGAUUCAUAUUAUUUCUUUGUCUGUUCAGAAAUUUAUCUGGCAGGAAUAUGAUGCCAUACUGAAUCCCAUCUGGUUAUCACAAUCUUGUCACAUCAUGUUGAAAAUGUUUCUCAAACAAGCACAGGGACCACAUCUGGGAAUGCCCUAUCCCAUGUGUGAGGGUCACACGAAGGCCAUCUCAAUCGCAGGGCAAGUCACAGAGGAGGUUAUCAGAGGGUACUUUUUAGAAGUUAACGAGAUCCGAGGCUCGGGGAAAGACAGCUAA
Pelobates cultripes (western spadefoot toad) is the source of this 7503-nucleotide messenger RNA. The record is from the annotation of a GenBank genome assembly. Lineage: Eukaryota; Metazoa; Chordata; Amphibia; Anura; Pelobatidae.